Molecule: messenger RNA, 1021 nt
Organism: Cucumis melo (muskmelon)
Lineage: Eukaryota; Viridiplantae; Streptophyta; Magnoliopsida; Cucurbitales; Cucurbitaceae
Product: protein SOB FIVE-LIKE 5-like
Exons: 3
Coding region: 301-843 (180 amino acids)
Biological process (GO): cytokinin biosynthetic process
Source: RefSeq, a predicted model, not a curated record
UUUUGAUAUCAUCAUUGUUGUUGAUUUGCCCAUUGUUCUUGCCAACUGGCAUCUCUGAUGUGUCCACAAACAGAUAAAGAAAGGAAAGGCCAAAAGAUAAAACGAGGGAUAAACUAAGUCCAGGAUUUUAAGUGUCAUUGUUUUGAUCCCUUUUUCCCCUUCAAUAGAAAUCCCACAACUCAGAGAAAUUGGACAGGGACUUUUUCUUUUCUUUUUUUUUAUAAACAUUUCAAUCUUCAUAAUCUCUUCUAUUACCUGAAACCAAAAAUUCCCUCAAAACUUAACCACUUUAUUGCCACCAUGAAUGAUUGGUCUGCUACACAUUAUUGCAGUGGAAGUGAAUCAGGUUGGACUAUGUACUUAGACCAAUCCUAUACUUCAGACCACCGUUUCAACGGCGGCAGUGGCGGCAGUGAAAAUUAUAAGGCAAAAGAAGCAAAAGCGAGAACAGAGGAGGAGGAGGAUGAAGAAGAGGAUUUAUCAAUGGUGUCUGAUGCUUCUUCAGGUCCACCGCAUUACAUUGAAGACAAUGAAGAAUUGUUUUACAACAAUGGGUAUUCUUCUUAUGCCAUUUCAGCUUCAGAAUUAGAGAGAAAGAAGAGCCAAAAAGGCAAACGAAAUGGGAGAAAUCAGCAACAUUCUUACCUUGAUGAUACUGCUAGCUCCCCUGUUUAUGGCUACACCAAAGCAAAUAAAAUCAAUACAGCAACAAGCAACAAAGCUUUGGAGGAGAAUCCAGUUGAUUUUUCACAGGGAUUCUCAGCAACCCAUUUUAAGAGAAAAUCUGCAUUGAGGAAACACCUGGGCUUUUAUCGCUCGGAAAAAUCAGCACCGGAAGAAUGAGGCUAUAAGCGAUUCCGCCGCAACUUCCAACCUUAUUUUUUUGGGGACGUCAAGUAAAUGAUAACGACAUGUUGUUAUUAUAUAUAUCAGAGGGAUAUUGUUCCUUUUGUUAUUAUUAUUAUUGUUUCCAAUUUAAUUUUCCCCACGAAUGUUUUCGGCUCUGUGCCCUUCUCUUUUC